CAACUGUGGAAAAACUGUUGCCUCUAGCUAUGGAAACUAGUUUCCGCCAUAGGAGGUUUCCCCUGGUCUCCUGCUUCCACUUGCUGCACUUCUGGCUCCUCUUCCUCCUAGCCUCAGCAGUUCCAUUGCACAGCGUCUGGUCUCUUCGGACCCGUGGUCUUCUGGCAGCUCGGCCACUGUGUAGCCACCGGAGCCCCACAGCAUCCAGAUCUUUCUGUAUCUGGGAUAAGAAUCUGCCCACGGAGAAAACAGGAUUUCACUCUACCUCACUGCGGCUGCGCUCUAUGGUUUCCAAAGGGGCUGGCCAACGCCAUGCCAUACGGCUGAGGCGUCAAGCCCAAGGGAUCCGGCCUGCUACCCCAUCCGGCUUUGAGGAUGGUCCCUCCUCAUCUCAGUACCCCUGGGCCAUUGUUUGGGGUCCCACAGUCUCAGUUGAUGAGGGAGGGGAUGCCAGCUCUGCCAACCCAGGCUUCCCACUUCUGGAUUACGCCUUUGUUUCAUCCAAUGGAAUGGCAACAGCACAACCCAAUUCCCACUCACUGUUACACAAUGAAGGGCUCAACCUGCGUCAGACCCCAGCCACUCUACCACCCUUCCUCUUUGGACCUCGUGGAGAAGGUGUGGACCCUCAACUUUAUGUCACCAUUACAAUUUCUGUCAUUAUCAUCCUUGUUGCUAUGGGAAUAAUACUCAAGUUUUGCUGGGACCGGAAUCAAAAGCGACGUCACCAUUCUAGUCAGCAAAGUGAAUUGCAGCAGCAGGAGAGCCAGCAGCCUUUAACCGACCUGUCACCUGCCACGGUCAGCAUCCUGGGGCCCUACAGCGAUUCACAGGUUCCUAUGCCAGAGAUGGUGGAAAGUGGACAAGUCCUGGAAGGCUUGGAGAAGCUGGAGGGUCUAGGGAAGUCCAGUGCCUUCCAGCUCAACAGGAUCCCACUGGUGAACUUGUGACUGAAUGUGC
Molecule: messenger RNA, 960 nt
Organism: Pseudonaja textilis
Lineage: Eukaryota; Metazoa; Chordata; Lepidosauria; Squamata; Elapidae
Gene: PIANP
Product: PILR alpha associated neural protein
Biological process (GO): regulation of immune response
Cellular component (GO): membrane
Source: RefSeq, a predicted model, not a curated record